AUGGGGGUCUCCGGUAGCGCCCCGGUCGCCCCCCACAACAAGCACCUGGCGCACGUCAGCGACCCCCGCUCCCCCAGCGCCGGCAUCUUCCGCACCCCCAUCGAGGUGGUGAGUUCCCCGGCGGGCAGCCCUCAGCCCGGUGCCGCCGAACCGGUGGCGGGGAGCAGGCAGGCCCAGGACCCGCGGUCGCCCACGCCCGGUGUCUCCCACACGCCCAGGAGAGCGGUGUCGAGUGAGAGCCUGGACCGCCUGGUGAGGCAGCUCAACGAGGCCUUCGGGGCCGAGGCCGCGGCCCAGGAGCCCGGACCGGCCAGUCCCGACGAGGAGCCGGUGGUGGAAGAACCGGCCCGGCGGAGCUCCCCGCCCGCCGCCGCCCCGGGGGAAGAAGCGGAGAGGCCGCCCUCUCCCAGCGCAGCCCCGGCUCGGCCAGGCCGCCUUGCCGGGCCUGGCGUCUCCUCGGGGAGCAAGCCUGUAAGACGCAAGACCAAUAACAAAAUCAUGACAACAUCUGGUGGAACUGGCCGCUCUCCCCUCAGCAUCCUACAAGAUGAUAACUCCCCCAGUGCUCCUGCCCCUCGCCAGGGUAAGAGGCAUGCGUUGGGAGAGAACCUUGGGGAGAAGAAGGAAGUGACGGUGGAUCUGAGCAGGAGCCUCAAAUCUGGGAACUGUGCUUGGAGAGACUUGAACAAAGAGAACCAACGGUGUCCUUUUGUGGAGAACUAG
Haliaeetus leucocephalus (bald eagle) is the source of this 723-nucleotide messenger RNA. RefSeq names its product cell division cycle associated 3 (gene CDCA3). NCBI's taxonomy places the organism in Eukaryota, Metazoa, Chordata, Aves, Accipitriformes, Accipitridae. The transcript is spliced from 5 exons. Bases 1 to 723 code for a protein of 240 amino acids. The record is from RefSeq and is a predicted model, not a curated record.